Molecule: messenger RNA, 455 nt
Organism: Fomitopsis serialis
Lineage: Eukaryota; Fungi; Basidiomycota; Agaricomycetes; Polyporales; Fomitopsidaceae
Exons: 2
Coding region: 125-370 (81 amino acids)
Source: RefSeq, a predicted model, not a curated record
ACCAUGUACUCAAUUCAAUAAACGGAAAGUUACGUCUAGCGUUUAUUUCUGGAGCGACACUUCUUCUCAGGCCGCGGAGGUAGUUGGGCUAAUUGAUGGGCUGCAGGAAUUAUGUCGCUUGAGGAUGCGGGCCCAAAAACCGGGUGUGCGUGUUCGGUAUCAUGGUAUCGCUUGCGUUCAGCAUGGAGUCGACCUAACCGCAAAUGCACCCGGCGCAUCAUGGGCGUAUCUCUUCAUUAUCGUCCUGGGAUAUUUGGGGCCUGCUUGUGCAUCAGAGGUCUGCGCCAGUAGCCUUCGGACAGGCAAUGGAAGCCUACCGGAAGAGUGUAGCGCGCACGCCCAGAGACAGCAUCAUAGAUGCUCCUGCUGAGGCCGUUCCCGGGCUUCGCGGUGUAGCCUCAGACUCCGAACAGAGCACUGGCACCGGGAGUCUGCAGUAUAGUUACUCACAAAAG